Messenger RNA from Lynx canadensis (Canada lynx), 1524 nucleotides. RefSeq names its product bestrophin 2 (gene BEST2). Lineage: Eukaryota; Metazoa; Chordata; Mammalia; Carnivora; Felidae. The coding region runs from base 1 to 1524 and encodes 507 amino acids. The record is from RefSeq and is a predicted model, not a curated record. Gene Ontology annotation, molecular function: chloride channel activity. The transcript has 9 exons.
AUGACCGUCACGUACACAGCCCGCGUGGCGAACGCGCGCUUCGGCGGCUUCUCGAAGUUGUUGCUGCUGUGGCGCGGGAGCAUCUACAAACUUCUGUGGCGCGAGCUGCUCUGUUUCCUCGGGCUCUACAUGGCGCUGAGUGCCGCCUAUCGCUUCGUGCUGACUGAAGAACAGAAGCGCUACUUCGAGAAGCUCGUCAUUUACUGUGACCAGUAUGCCAGUCUCAUCCCGGUCUCUUUCGUGCUGGGUUUCUAUGUGACGCUGGUGGUGCACCGCUGGUGGAACCAGUACCUAUGCAUGCCGCUGCCCGACGCGCUCAUGUGCGUGGUGGCAGGCACAGUGCACGGCCGCGACGAGCGAGGCCGCCUCUACCGGCGCACGCUCAUGCGCUACGCCGGGCUCUCAGCCGUGCUUAUCCUGCGCUCGGUCAGCACCGCGGUCUUCAAGCGCUUCCCCACCAUAGACCACGUGGUGGAGGCGGGGUUUAUGACCCGCGAGGAGCGCAAGAAGUUCGAGAACUUGAACUCGUCCUACAACAAGUACUGGGUGCCCUGCGUCUGGUUCUCCAACCUGGCUGCGCAGGCCCGGCGCGAGGGCCGCAUCCGCGACAACAGCGCCCUUAAACUGCUGCUGGAGGAGCUGACUGUGUUUCGGGGCAAGUGUGGGAUGCUCUUUCACUACGACUGGAUCAGCGUACCCCUUGUCUAUACCCAGGUGGUGACCAUCGCUGUGUACAGCUACUUCCUGGCCUGCCUCAUCGGUCGCCAGUUCCUGGACCCGGCUCAGGGCUACCAGGGUCACAACCUGGACCUGUGCGUCCCCAUCUUCACCCUGCUACAGUUCUUCUUCUAUGCCGGCUGGCUCAAGGUAGCCGAGCAGCUCAUCAAUCCUUUCGGUGAGGACGACGAUGACUUUGAGACCAACUUUCUGAUCGACCGCAACUUCCAGGUGUCAAUGCUGGCCGUGGACGAGAUGUACGACGACCUGGCCAUGCUGGAGAAGGAUUUGUACUGGGACGCAGCCGAGGCUCGAGCUCCCUAUACUGCAGCCACCGCGUUCCUGCUGCAACAGCCCUCCUUCCAGGGCUCCACCUUUGAUAUCACGCUGGCCAAAGAGGACAUGCAGUUCCAAAGGCUGGACGGCGUCGACGCGCCGCUGGGCGAGGCACAUGGUGACUUUUUGCAGCGCCUCCUGCCGGUAGGUGCGGGCAUGGCCGCAGGAGGCCUGCUGGGCCGGCGCCUGUCCUUGCUGCGCCGCAAGAACAGCUGCGUGUCGGAAACGUCCACGGCCGCCAGCUGCGCGUGCGCAGGCGCCCCCGACGGCGCGGCCCCGGAAUGCGGUUGCGGGGACCCGCUGCUCGACACCGGCUUGCGGGAGCCGGAGUCGGAGUUCCCCCCUGGCCCGGAACUGCCCAUCCCCGGGCCCGCCGAGCCCUUCACCACUGUGCCUAUGCCGGCGCCCCGGGGACCGGCUCCACCCUGGCUGCCCAGCCCCAUUGGCGAGGAGGAGGAGAGUCUAGCCUGA